AAUUCCGAUCACCUCACUUGAGCUCAAGAAAGGUAAGGACUGGGUGACCCCCAAGCACACCCUGGAUGGCUACUGGGAGGUCAUGAACCAAGGGGAGUGGCCAGCCGGACCAAUCAACGUCCGGAUGACGGCAGCCAAUGGCGAAGUUCUGAAUGACGUCAUCCCCAAAAUAGAAACCGACAGCACUGUCAUCAUGGACGGUUUCAACAAAGUCCAAGUGUCUUUUGACAACAGCCUCCCACAUUUCCCAUAGACAAUGUCCCCGAGAACCCUAAAAAUCUUGGCAGGGCUAUGCGAUAUAUAUAUCGGUUCGUUCUGGGAGAGAGUUGUAAGCUAGGCCUAUAUGCUGGGGUUUUGUUUGGUUUGGUUGUUUGGUGGUUUUGUUUUAUUUUAUUUAUUUU
Molecule: messenger RNA, 401 nt
Organism: Aplysia californica (California sea hare)
Lineage: Eukaryota; Metazoa; Mollusca; Gastropoda; Aplysiida; Aplysiidae
Product: expansin-YoaJ
Source: RefSeq, a predicted model, not a curated record